AUGGCCAGAAAGAAUAGAGAGAUGUUGAUCCCGCAGGGACCGCCCCUCUCGAAGAGUCCUCCCGAACCCUCUAAGCGUGUCCGCAUUACGAGCCCAGCAGAUGAAAAGGCAGAGACCGCAAUGAUUCUACGAGAGUUCUUCCACAAGAUCGAUUUCAAUACACAACAAUACGAGGAUCCGUAUCCGCAAGAGUUGGACGACAUAGUCCGAGGGCGAGUUCGGUCGUGGAACCUUGACGACAAGCGCACCGCUCAUCUCAUCAAGCUCCUUCCCACCUGUGCCAGCGGGGUUCAAAAACAAUACAAACAAGCCUCAACCGAGGUCAAGACGUUCAUCACCUUGUAUUCCAUGUUGUUGUUCUAUGUCGACGACCUUGUCGUUAGGGAGCCCGGGAACAUGCUCCCGGAGUUGCAGAAACUGUCGUCCCCGAAUACCCCACGAGAGACAAGCAGUAUCUAUUCAGACCCGUGCCUCUCCUUGUGGUCGGACCUCGUCACCUCCGAAGUCCAUUUGUACUAUGGGCCAUAUUCGACCGGCGCCAUCCAGAAGGGCCUCGUCGAGUUCCUCAUGGGGAGUAUCAUCGAGGCACGGUUCCCCCGAGGUCUCGGUCAAGACUCCCUCCUCAUGACGCAUGUUCCAGCGACAGCGGCGCAUCUUUUGCGCGACAAGGCCGGGUCCGGCGAGGUCUACGCGCACUUCAUGUUCCCCACGCACCUGGCCCCAGAGGACAGGUACCUGGGCAAAUACUUUGUCUGCAUCCGCGACAUGACCGACUGGAUCAACUUCACCAACGACAUCAUGUCAUUCUACAAAGAGAACAACCCCCGCGACGGCGUCGUCGAGGAGAACACGUACAUCCAGAACCGCGCGCGCUGCGAGGGCAAAACGACCCUGCAAGUGCUGAGAGACCUGUGCGACGAGAUUGUGACACUGACAGAGAGUAUCCGCCGCGGGCUGAAGGGCGAGCCCGUCCUCGAGGAAAUCUGGGAGAACUAUGUCAACGGGUAUAUCCUGUUCCACGCGUGUGAUCGGCGCUACCGGCUCAAGGAGUUGGGGAUUGUGUUUGAGCGGGAGGGUGAGGGUGAGAGCACGAAGGGCACGUCGUGA
Messenger RNA from Fonsecaea nubica, 1107 nucleotides. RefSeq lists its product as hypothetical. The coding region runs from base 1 to 1107 and encodes 368 amino acids. The transcript has a single exon. The record is from RefSeq and is a predicted model, not a curated record. NCBI's taxonomy places the organism in Eukaryota, Fungi, Ascomycota, Eurotiomycetes, Chaetothyriales, Herpotrichiellaceae. Gene Ontology annotation, molecular function: carbon-oxygen lyase activity, acting on phosphates.